AUGGCUUCGAAUAAGGUCGUUCAUCCAGCGAUCGAUGGCAUUCAAAUCCCAAUGACCAUUGGAGGGUUUCAAAUAUGGGUGUUGUUUGGUUAUGGAGAUGAUUUUACGUUCAAUGGCGCUGAGAGAGCGAAUGUGGCCUCGACGCAGAAGCAGGCAGCAGAGCGACUUGGAACGGAUGCAUCGGGACGAAAAACAGACCGUGAUAACAACUUCCUCAUUUGA
This is a messenger RNA of Penicillium concentricum, 222 nucleotides long. RefSeq lists its product as uncharacterized. NCBI's taxonomy places the organism in Eukaryota, Fungi, Ascomycota, Eurotiomycetes, Eurotiales, Aspergillaceae. The record is from RefSeq and is a predicted model, not a curated record. The coding region runs from base 1 to 222 and encodes 73 amino acids. The transcript has a single exon.